UGAUGCUGGGAAGGGACCGAAUGAAUAAAAGUACUUGUCUGGGGACAGCAAAGACCCCGAGCGAGCUGUUGAGGAUCCGCUGUCUGGCAGUCUCUCAGUCUUUUGUGAGAGCCAGAGCUGCAUUCAGUUGAGAGAGGCCUGCUUAGGAGCAGCUGGACUCCUGCUGCGAGCCGCAAGUCCCCUAAGGCAGUUGACGUCCUGGGAAGGAGGUUCCCUGCUAGUGGCGCUGCUCCUGGUGCUUCCAAACCGUGCGAGACUGAAAACAGCGGAGCGGCUACUGGAGUCUCACAGGAGGAGCAAGCUGUAACAUGCAAUCGCCCGCAAGCCCGCACGGACGCGCCUUGGUGGCGCUGCUGCUGGCCUGUGGCUUGUUGGGGGUAUGGGGAGAGAAAAGAGCAUUCCCACCUGCCCAAGCCACACCGUCUCUUCUCGGGACUAAAGAGUUAAUGACGCCACCCACUAAGACCUCCUGGACUAGAGGUUCCAACUCCAGUCUGAUGCGUUCCUCAGCACCUGCGGAGGUGACCAAGGGAGGGAGGGUGGCUGGAGCCCCGUCAAGAUCUUUCCCUCCUCCGUGCCAACGAAGUAUUGAGAUCAGCAAGACUUUUAAAUACAUCAACACGAUUGUGUCCUGCCUGGUGUUCGUGCUAGGCAUCAUCGGGAACUCCACACUGCUAAGGAUCAUCUACAAGAACAAGUGCAUGCGAAAUGGUCCCAAUAUCUUGAUCGCCAGCCUGGCUCUGGGAGACCUACUCCACAUCAUCAUUGACAUUCCCAUUAACACCUACAAGCUGCUCGCGGAGGACUGGCCAUUUGGAGCUGAGAUGUGUAAGCUGGUGCCCUUCAUACAGAAGGCUUCUGUGGGGAUCACCGUGCUGAGUCUAUGUGCUCUAAGUAUUGACAGAUAUCGAGCUGUGGCUUCUUGGAGUCGAAUUAAAGGAAUUGGGGUUCCAAAAUGGACAGCAGUAGAAAUUGUUUUAAUUUGGGUGGUCUCUGUGGUUCUGGCUGUCCCCGAAGCCAUAGGUUUUGAUAUGAUUACGUCGGACUACACAGGAAAGCCCCUAAGGGUCUGCAUGCUUAAUCCCUUUCAGCAAACAGCCUUCAUGCAGUUUUACAAGACAGCCAAAGAUUGGUGGCUGUUCAGUUUCUACUUCUGCUUGCCACUAGCAAUCACUGCAAUCUUUUACACCCUGAUGACUUGUGAAAUGCUCAGAAAGAAGAGUGGCAUGCAGAUUGCUUUGAAUGAUCACUUAAAGCAGAGACGAGAAGUAGCCAAAACAGUAUUCUGCCUGGUCCUCGUGUUUGCCCUCUGCUGGCUUCCCCUUCACCUCAGCAGGAUUCUGAAGCUCACUCUUUAUGACCAGAGCAAUCCUCACAGGUGUGAACUUCUGAGCUUUUUGUUGGUUUUGGACUACAUUGGUAUCAACAUGGCUUCUUUGAAUUCCUGCAUUAAUCCAAUCGCUCUGUAUUUGGUGAGCAAAAGAUUCAAAAACUGCUUUAAGUCAUGUUUGUGCUGCUGGUGCCAAACGUUUGAAGAGAAACAGUCCUUGGAGGAGAAGCAGUCCUGCUUGAAGUUCAAAGCUAACGAUCACGGAUAUGACAACUUCCGUUCCAGCAAUAAAUACAGCUCAUCUUGAAGGAAAGAACACUCGCCGAAUCGCAUUGUCCUCAUUGCGGACAGAUAUCAUUAAAACAAAAUGAAACCUUUGCCAAAUCCAAAUGGAAAACUGUGCUAGGCAGAAAGGUGUGCACGCAUGUGAGAGGGAUUAUUUUUAACUGUUCUGACUUUCAACACCUGAUAUUUCACAGGCUGUUUACAACCUAUGAAAGCCAUGGGAAGGAACGAAGCCUCCAUGGGGAAGCACUUAGAUUCUUAGUCAGCACUUCAACAGAGCUCUUAAAAGCCCCCAGUGCAUUCAUCCGCCACUUACAUUUAAAAAUGAGAACUUCACUCCAAAGUUCUGUUCAGGGGUUUAUAAUCCAGUCCUAUGAAUCUGGAUUUUAAAAAGUAUGACAUUGCAAAACAAUUCUUAAAACAAAGUUUUAAUUGCUCAAUUUGGAACUUAAAAGAAAACAUUAAUAAAUUUAGAUAUAUAGUAUCAUACCCACUAAUCCGAGUGUAGCUAUAUGCAAAAUGAGAAAGCAAUAUGGUUGGUAUACAUUUUUGGUCAUUAUAAACACUGAAAUGAUCGGAAUGUGCGGGAGGGGGUGAAAUUGAGAGACGGAGCUUGGAUGUUUGAAAUCACCAUGCUCCUCACACUCACAUACGUGCAAAUGUCACAGAGGAAACAUCGGAAGGUGUGAGCUGCUAUUUUUGAGACUUCUCACACAUACUCUGCAGAAAGACACAAAACAGAACACUACCUAUGAUCUCCUCAAAGUUCUUUCAAAUAUCCUUUCAUGAUUGAAGUUUAAAUUCCAUUUGAUUGGCUUCAUCAUCUGUAAAUACUUAGCUAUAAGCACUACAUGUAGAGGACUUAACAAAGGGCAGGUCCCAGCGUUCAUAGCUUUCUGACCAAGCGAUGCCAGUAACCCGGUUAUAGACAGAAUGUGAAUUGCCUGGUGCAGUGUCCACAUGGCAGAUAAGCAGGGAGCAUCCUUUCAGCCGUGCUGUAGAGAAAAUGGUCCACAGCACAGUAUGAUAGCUAAAAUACCAUCAUCUAACGUCGUAGAAAGUAGUCACUGUAACCAGCGCUUCUGGAGGCCUAUUACCAAUUUUUUUUUAAUGUUAUUUCUGAAAAUAGCCAAUAGAAAGGUGUUCUGGACGUGGUGCUUUUUCUAAAACUGCUUCAGGGUCUGCAAGAGCCUCCUCAUUGCGCAUUCUUGUCUAGUUUUUCUAAUCUCCUUCCACAGCGUGCCUUAGGUUCACUCCGGAUGAGCGGCGUGUGAAAGAAUGCCCAAGAGAAAACUGAAGAGAGAGGAAACGAGGUGGGGCGGGAGGAAGCCCGUGGGGAAAGAUUCCCAUUCUUAGCCCUGUGUUCGUCACUGCCACGUCAUAGCAGUGUGAAAGGUCCUGGUUCGGCUCCAGCAAAACACAGCGCAGUGUUCUCAGAGUGACUCGGGAACAAAUCAAGCCCGAGAGCUUUAACCUUGUCUUGAAAUAUAACAGAUUUUCCUUCUGCCUUUCUUUUUUCUUUUUCUUUUCUUUUCCUUUCUUUUUGUAACCCAGGCCACAUGUUGAAAAUGAGCUAAGAAUGCAGUUUUCUGCCAAAAUCCACUUUAACAAUACAACAAACCCAAACAGGACAAUGAGGUCAAAAACAAAGAACAAUACUGAAUCGGCAUGCCACGUGAUCUCUUCAGGAGUUAACCGCAGUUCUUGUGCAUAGGUUUCUCACUCUAAUUUUCUACAAAUUCUUUUUAAUCAUAAAGGACACCCCAGAUCUUCAAUUUUAAGUUAGUUAUUGGGUCCCCAGUAGUUUCACAGCGUAAACGUAUUUUUUAAUUCUUACUACGUUUUAGAUUGGUUUUAUUGUCGUGUACUAAAUUCUUGAGUCCUAACAUCCUUGUUUAACCCAAAUGUUCCUUCCCUCUUCAUGGGCAAUAAUCAUCCUGACAAAUUAUGAAAUGGCAUAAGAAUACUAUUCAUGCAAUAUAUUCAAUAAAACUAUAUUCCGUGUUUUUUAUUCAAAAUUUUAGCAUACAGACCAAGGGUGGUAUGAUUCCUUUGCAUAAUUAAAGCCAAGAUAAGAGAAGGUACCAUCUAAUUUAAAGCGUGUCUUUUAACAUUUAAGUUGCCUAAUAUAGCAAUGCAUAAAGAUAGUGUUCAAAAGGGUGUAAGAGGUCAAGUGAUUCGUGACUUCAGCCUGCUUUCUCCCACAUUAUCCACUGCUAUUGUUGGUCUGUGUUCAAACAUUUUUCAGUAUUGAUGAUGUGCAACGGCCAAAGGAACACUGUUUUCAUCAAAAUGUGGGUGUGCUGUGUCUAACAUGCAAUUGUAAUAAAGCCAUAUAAAAUAAACAUGUUUUGUUUUGCUCUGGUCAGUUAAAGUGGCAGCUUGUGUAGUUGCUAACUUCUCAUUGUGUAAGCAAAGCCAAUAAACAGUCAAAUGAUUUAAAA
This is a messenger RNA of Grammomys surdaster, 4059 nucleotides long. It is a transcript of the gene Ednrb, whose product is annotated as endothelin receptor type B. Lineage: Eukaryota; Metazoa; Chordata; Mammalia; Rodentia; Muridae. Gene Ontology annotation, molecular function: endothelin receptor activity. The transcript is spliced from 8 exons. Gene Ontology annotation, cellular component: membrane. The coding region runs from base 309 to 1637 and encodes 442 amino acids. Gene Ontology annotation, biological process: G protein-coupled receptor signaling pathway; vasoconstriction; enteric nervous system development. The record is from RefSeq and is a predicted model, not a curated record.